UUUGUUGACUGUUAUUUAGCAAUGCAUCGAUCCAGAGAAGCUGUAACCAUUGCAAGUAAUGCUUGCAAACUAUUAGGCCAGACUCCAAGAGCUUUAACUCUGUAUGCCUCAGUGCUGCUAAAGGAUACCUUGACUGUCAGUAAGGGAAAAAGUCUGUUGGAGAAAGCCUUGAAGGAGGAUCCAUAUUAUCUUCCUGCUGUUUACCUUUUGUGUGAAAUAUAUGAACAGGACAUGCGGUAUGAUGCAGCAAUAGAGUUACUACGAAAGCAGGUUGCAGUACAAUCAACCUGUAGACUUCACCAGAUGUUAGCAGAUUUUUUUUCUCAUGUACGGGAUGAAGAGAAAGCAGCACAUCAUUUUGGAAUUGCCUUGAAUCAUGAACCAGGUAACACUCGUGCACUGGAAGGAAUGCAGAAAAUGGAAGCAGCUCCAGACACAGUGGAAGCUCCACCAUAUGACAUGGAAGUUGAAGACAUAGCAGACUCCGAGGGUGAAGUGGAGGAAAGUGAUUUAGAGGCUGUUUGGUCAGAUGUGGACUUCUCCUUCAGUGGGCAGUGACAAGGUUCAGGGUACCCCGGCAAGACCAACAUCGUGACAUUACUACUUGUGACUUAAGCUUAAUCACUAGACUAGUUUGUGAAUAAUCAUAAAGUAUUGUUAAUGUUCACAUUCUGUACACCAUUAGAUUUAUGGUGCAAGUAUCUGAAAUAUUACACUUGGAACAUCAAAUCAUAUGCAUUAGGUGAUACUGAUUUUUAAUCAAAUUUGGAUGCUAUCAUGUAUUUAUAUAUAGCAUUGCAUGCAGGGGAAUAAAAUGCUAAAAUUUUAUGCUGGGAUGUUGCUGGCCUGUGAUAUUUUGUAUUCUGAGUGGUACAGGCCUGUAAAUGUUUACUAUAGAUACAGGCCUCUAAUUUACGAACAGAGAGAAUAUUGAAGGGGUGGUGCACCCCUUCUUAUACCCCUGAUUGUACAAUGUGAUUUAAAUUAGAGAUAUUUAUUACUUAAGAUGUUAUGAGGGUAGUUGAAACCAAGGUGUCUAUCAUGUAUAAUGUAGUUGGAUGUAAGAGUAUGAACAAAAGUGCUCCGUACUACAUAAUAAUGUAUGUUGGUUUAAAAUAUGUACUUUGAUUACUGAAGGACAGGUGCUGCCAUGUGAUGACAAGUCUGGCAGUUGACUUCCAGUUAUCUAGUCACUGUACACACAUAAGAUCUUCAGAAAUACUGCUUAUAUGUCAACAUCUUCAUUAGUCAACUUUUUUCUAUGUGAUGAUAUACCAUAUCUGUUAAAUGAUAAAAUGUUUAUAUUUCAAA
Penaeus monodon (black tiger shrimp) is the source of this 1311-nucleotide messenger RNA. RefSeq lists its product as uncharacterized. The record is from RefSeq and is a predicted model, not a curated record. Gene Ontology annotation, molecular function: protein binding. NCBI's taxonomy places the organism in Eukaryota, Metazoa, Arthropoda, Malacostraca, Decapoda, Penaeidae. The coding region runs from base 22 to 558 and encodes 178 amino acids. The transcript is spliced from 5 exons.